AUGAAGAUCCCAGCACCAUUCGCCUGGAGCCCAGAGUUCGCCACUUCUUAUGAGAACAUUGACAGUGAGCACAGAACGCUCUUCAAUGGUCUGUUUGCUCUCUCCGAGUUCAACACUCAAACGCAACUGAACGCUGCUAUUGAGGUUUUCUCACUUCAUUUCCAUGACGAGCAGGGUCAGAUGAAAAGAGCCAAGUUCGCAGGCACCAAGGAGCAUACUGAUCUCCAUAAUGGUUUCAUGGACACACUGAGGGGUUGGAAUGCGCCAGUGUCCCAGAAACAACUCAAGGACGGCAUGGCAUGGCUUUGCAACCACAUCCCCGCUGAAGAUUUCAAAUACAAGGGCAAGUUGUAA
Messenger RNA from Lingula anatina, 354 nucleotides. RefSeq names its product hemerythrin subunit beta-like. Gene Ontology annotation, molecular function: iron ion binding. The record is from RefSeq and is a predicted model, not a curated record. NCBI's taxonomy places the organism in Eukaryota, Metazoa, Brachiopoda, Lingulata, Lingulida, Lingulidae.